UCUUAAAAUGUGAUUUUAAACCUAACGACACUGCUAACCUUAUGCCUUACCAUAACCUUAAAUUAAUACAAAAAAUAUUUUUUGUUUGUUUUUAGGAAUUUUUACGAUUUUGACUGUGCUAUCUAGUGGAAACCAAGGGCACGGACUGAGCGGAAGUAUUGCCAUUUGCAAGAUUUUUUUUUUUUCUUCCAAAUUCGCUUAUGGGAAUAUUCAUUAGCUACUACUAAAAACAUUCCUUCCCAGGUACCAUGCAUUCAGAAAGGUUUAUAUCGGAAAUAGUUCGCUUUGUGCUUUCCACUUCCUUUCACCAUGCACAGUGAAAAAUCGACAAGAAGCUUAUAUGUUUUCUUAUCAUGUGCUACCAUUAUUCGUAAACAUAAGUUGUAUGGUAUGCAUAGGUUAUACAUGUAUCAUGUUAAAGAGGACGCAUGCGUAUUCCUCCCACUUUACACUUACAUAAUAAACGUUUACCUCUUUGUAUAAUUAUUACAACACUUUUCAGCCAAAUGUGAAUAGCAUUAGCUAGCCACUCAGAUGUCACAGUUUUGAAAUGAUUGAUUACCCCAAAGAAAGUAUUUUAGAUGCAUUUUGAAUAGGCCUGUGUUCAGGUUUGAGCAUGUUUCAGGCGUGGCAAGGUAUAAGGUCACCACCAACUCAAUUCGACGGUAUCCAGUGCAAAGACUAGUGUGUGUAAAGGCCACCACCACUAGAACGUGCUCAGGCUACCAGCAGGCUAAUGUGGUGAUCCUCCAUAAGAGCCUAGCUGAUGGCUUCGAGGCAUUCUGCCAUGCCAACCCCAGCCCCCUGCCCCUGCUGUACAGGAGUCAGCCUGGGGAGUGGGGCUGUCCACCUCUCGCUGCAGACGCAGACAUCAGAGUGGACUGUCCCCAGUACUGUGUGUUUAAGGACGGCCUGCUGGUAUCCAGAGUGUCCAGCCUGAUGUCCUACAGCGGUCAGCUCCAGGACAUGGUCACCUUCUACCUGGGCUGUAGCUUCAGCUUUGAGAGGACAAUGCGGGAGGCCGGGGUCCCUGUCCGAAAUGUGGAGCAGAACUGUAAUGUCAGCAUGUUCAGGACAUCUCUCCAGUGUAGAGGAGUGGGUCAGUUCCAGUGCCCUAUGGUGGUGACUAUGAGACCAAUACCUGAGGAGAAGCUGGACAUUGUGGCCCAGAUCACUCACCUGAACCCUCUGGCCCAUGGAGGACCCAUCCACAUUGGGGACCCAGCUGUGCUGGGGAUCCAGGACGUAUCCAGGCCGGAGUAUGGGGACCCGGUGGCCCUUGGCCCAGGAGAUGUACCUGCGUUCUGGGCCUGUGGGGUCACUGGUGUGGAGGCUGUCCAGAGUUGCAAGCCCUCACUGGCAUUCACCCACUCUCCAGGCUGCAUGUUCCUCACUGAUCGAGAGGACUCAUCCGUCUCUGCGUCCACAUCCACCCCUGAGCCUGACCAAUGCCCUCUGACUUUCUCCAUCUCCCAGCAGCCUUUGCACUUCAGUGUGGCGUCCAAGGCUGUAGUCCAGAGCAUACGAGACCUGGAGAAGAUCAUUGGCGAGGACCCAGGGGAGAGGGGUAUCCGUGCGUUGUUUGUCCAGGAUGAGUUGCUGAGGUCUUGCCUGUCCCUCUCCCACUCCUCAUCUGUGCUCAUCACUACGGGGUUCCCCACCCACUACACACACAGCCCCCCUGAGGAGACAGACGGGCCCCCCGGAGCCAUCGCCAUAGCAGCCACCCUCCAGGCCCUCCAGAAGGAGGUUGCUAUAGUGACGGAUCACCGCGCCCUGGAGAUGAAUAAGAGGAUUAUGGAGGAUGCAGUGAAAAAAGGUGUGAUAAAGACAGCCGUACCACUGCUCAGUUACCAAGGCAACAGCCCAGACUCAGCACUGUACUUCCUGUGUCAUGACGGAGACCAUAAAAAGCCCAGGUUUGACCACUUGGUGGCAAUAGAGCGCAGUGGCAGAGCAUCUGAUGGGAACUACUACAAUAUGAGAGGAGUGAACAUCAAACACCUGGUGGACCCUAUAGAUGAUCUAUUCACCACAGCCAGCACCAUCCCUGGCAUCAGCACCACAGGGAUAGGAGAUGGCGGGAACGAGCUGGGCAUGGGCAAGGUGAAGGAGGCGGUGAGAGAACACAUGCCCAAUGGGAGCCUGAUAGCCUGUGACGUGGCUGCUGACUUUGCCAUCACUGCAGGAGUGUCUAACUGGGGAGGCUACGGCAUGGCCUGUGCUCUGUACAUCCUCAGUCUCUGUCCCAUCCACCAGCGGUACCUCCACAAAGGCCUGGGCCAGCCUCACCCACCUACCCAGGACCAGCACCAGGCCUGGGCUGCUAGCCUGCCCUCUGUAGCCAAGGAGGAGGAGAUGCUGUCCAUCCUGGUGCAACAUGGUGUCCGCAGCGGAAAGACAGGAACCCUGGGCAUGGAGGUGGACGGCCUGACCUUUCACCCCACACACUCUGACCUCAUCAUAAAGCUCAGGGACCGCAUCUCACAGAGAAAGUGAAACUACACCUUACAAACUACCACCUAUGCAAAGUAGUGAACACACCACCAACCCACGCAGAGUAGUGAAAAUACCAUGCCGUUGCUGUCAUUCCCCUCCUCCCUCCUCUGUAUCCACCACACCACCUCCCCCAACGAUUGGGGAUGGUCCUUUGUCUGUGACCAGGUGCAAGCCCCACCCAAGCCAAAAGCUACUACACUGCAAAACCCUACACUAUCUCACAUCAUUAAUCAUCUGAUUGCAUGGAACCUGAACACGAUAUUACAGUACAUGGCAGUCUUCCUAAAGGCUUGAGUUUGAUGCUGCCAUGUUUGGAUCAAACCGAGAAGUGUGGAGUUGGAGUUGUCUGUAGUUGUGCAUUUGAUUGCUCCCGAACAUUUAUUACAAACUUCAUAAAUUAAAAACCAUUGUCCUUGUGUAGCUCAGUUGGUAGAGCAUGGCGCUUGUACAUAAAAUGCAUGCAUGACUAAGUUGCUUUGGAUAAAAGUGUCUGCUACGUUGCAUAUAUUAUGUUACAAGCUAAAGCCUGAUAUCAGCCAACGCCAUAAACCAAGUUGAUUUUA
This is a messenger RNA of Salmo salar (Atlantic salmon), 3062 nucleotides long. RefSeq names its product D-glutamate cyclase (gene dglucy). Gene Ontology annotation, biological process: glutamate metabolic process. NCBI's taxonomy places the organism in Eukaryota, Metazoa, Chordata, Actinopteri, Salmoniformes, Salmonidae. The record is from RefSeq and is a predicted model, not a curated record. Gene Ontology annotation, molecular function: D-glutamate cyclase activity.